Messenger RNA from Motacilla alba alba, 7523 nucleotides. It is a transcript of the gene CBFA2T2, whose product is annotated as CBFA2/RUNX1 partner transcriptional co-repressor 2. Bases 3613 to 5331 code for a protein of 572 amino acids. The record is from RefSeq and is a predicted model, not a curated record. NCBI's taxonomy places the organism in Eukaryota, Metazoa, Chordata, Aves, Passeriformes, Motacillidae. Gene Ontology annotation, cellular component: nucleus. Gene Ontology annotation, molecular function: transcription corepressor activity. The transcript has 11 exons. Gene Ontology annotation, biological process: DNA-templated transcription; negative regulation of DNA-templated transcription.
CAGGGGGUGGAGUGAGUUGGGCUUUAAGGUUCCUUCCAACCCAAACCACUCUGGGAUUUUGUGAUUCUGUACUUCACCGACCUGCCUCUGCCAGUGCUGAGCUUAGGGAUAGGGCAUGGUUUGGGUGAGCUGGGGCAUGUGGAUCACAUGUAAGACACAGUCCAUGAGCCUUUCAAAGAAGGUUUGGCAAUGGCUUCCACUCAGGGCACUCUGGUGUCCAUAGUUUUUAUACCUGAAGAACCCAAAAGCACACAUCCAUCUUUCUUACUCUAAUGGUGAGCCAUGAGGUCUGGCUUAUUCCUGCCUCCCUAGUAAGAAGGGGGGAUGUCUUCCCUGAGGAUGGUGGUGUUUUAGAUACUGGGCUGUGGACACAGUGACAAAGAGUUAUGUGCAUUUUCAUAAAGGUUUAUAAAGUCGUUGUAACUAUACUUAAAAUACUUGCAGUGACCUGAGUUCUUGACAUUUCAAAGUGCUUUAGGUUGUAAAAACAUUGAAAAGAUUUAUUUAGCCACGGUUGACAAAGGGUAGUUAGAACCCAGUUGUCACAUUUGUGGACAGCUUUUGUUUGUAUGAAGUGUUACAAGCUGUUCAGGUCCUUAAACUGAAAUAUGGUUAAAAAAGCAGGCAAGCGAACGCCUCGUGCUGGUUACCUAUUUCACAGAAAGUUCCUUUAUCCCAACCCCAGGAUGUCCCCUGUGCCUUCUGAGGCUACUUCUCUUAUGGCUUUGGCCCAAAGACCUGACAGAUCCCAGGUGGCAUCUCUUGAGCAUCUGCUGUUCAUCACAGAGCAUCCCCCCCUCUGUCACUCUCAGGCCAGUCAGCUGUGGAGUUCACUGCCCAGUUCAGGCUGCUCUGGGGAUGGUGGGACAGGCAGCGCAGGGAGCAACAGUGUCUGAUGCUGGAUUCCUGACGCUGGGAGCACAGGGCUGCAUCCAUCUGCCUGGUUCCAUCUCCACUGGGGACAGAGCUGCAACAUGAGCUUGCUUCUUAGAAGACAUCAGAGAAUCCACAUGAGAGCCACCGCUGUCGCCACGACCCAGCCGAGGACGGCUCCUGUUGGGGACCUCACAGCGUGAGGUGCCAGGGAGCCAACCAUGAGAUGCAAGUCCAUAGGAAAAUAACUUUAUUAGUUCUGGUGUUGGUGGAGCUGCUUGGGUUGUGCCUCCCUUCAUUGUCUGUGUAAUUUAGAGAUGGUUUUUCCAUCUCAGCUUAUGAAAUAUUGAGAGCUUCGCUAUUUUGCGCAACCUCCAUCAAAGUGUCAGAAGCCCCAGUGAGCUGAACUUUCUGAACCUAAAUGUUUUAUUGAUGUGCCUUGCCAGCAGCCCCUCCAGUGGGGACUGGGGUGCUGGGAGACCCUGUUGGAUCUGCCUGUUCCCAACCUGUUUCGCUGCCUGAGCAUCGUCUCAUGGGAUGCUCCAGGUGUUUGUGUGCUGAUACUUCAACGUGACUCACUUCUUUUUUCCUAACUGAAGCAUGUGGAAGUGCUGCUCUUGGGUGAGGUUUGGAGGAGGGAGAGCUGCUCUAAACCUGUGCCCCCUCUGCCUGCAGCCAGGCUGCUCUUCUCACAGUGAGGUGUUUGCCCAGCCAGGGAAGCAGCAGCUUCAUGUGCUCCCACAACACUCAAAAAUCUCCUGCCCAAAUUGCCCCCCCAUUAUCACACAGCAUCCUGCCUAUACCGGGAGGCCUGUCCUCUGCAGGAGGAGAUCAUGGCCCCUGCGUUCAUGGACUCAUGCCGUGCCUGCUUGCAGAAUGCUUGCAGAAUGCUUCCUUUAAAGCACUUUUCUCUCUUUACAGCCUUUUCCCCCUCCCAAAGGGAAGCAGAGGUACCUUAAACUAAUUAGAAAUAAGCAGCAGAGAAGCCAGGGUGAAGGGUUAGGUGAGACGCCGGGGGGCAGUACCUCCAGAAGGUUUAUGGGUACAGCAGUUAGCAGUAGCCUGCCAGAGCCCUGGGAAUUUCAUAAAAAGGAGCAUUUUGCCACUUGUGAACAAGUAGUUAUCCUGUCAUGCCUACACCAGCUGUGGAAAAUUUGGCAUGUAUGACUUUUGGACUUGUGAAAAAGCAGAUCCCCCAGCUUGGGCAGUGGCAGGCUCUUAGUUGGCUGAACUGGGGAAGUGCUGAGGUCCCUGGUUCUCAAAAAGAGUAGCUGGAGAGAGAGGUGUUGUUGACUGCAGAGAUUUGGAAAGGAUCAGGACCUGAACCUGCUAAGCUGUAAGGACUGGAGCAGUGGAUCCCUUCCGAGAUCUUAAAAUGUGCCUGUGCAUGGUCUGCAGGCAAAAUGCAAGCAUUGCCUCUGCUCCUGGGGUAUAAAGUGUGCUGUGCAUGGUCUGCAGGCAAAAUGCAAGCAUUGUCUCUGCUCCUGGGGCGGUUUGAGGGGAGCUGGCAGUGGGAUGGUGUGGAGCAGGCUGGUUGGGGCAGUCUGGAGGGGCGGUUGCCCCUGCUCGGGGCAGUCCCCGGCAGGCAGGGACGUGGCCGGGAAUGCUGUUGUGUAAAUCCGUGUUUGCCCAGCGCCCGGCUGGCGGAGAAUGGUGCCGGGCUGAUGGGAUUAGUCAGGGGCCUCCAGUUAAUAGCUGUUGUUCACGCCGCACCUCGGGGAGAGCCUGUCAGGAUUACCAGGAGGUUUGUAGGUGGCACAGCAGCCACGGCUUUGCAUUAACGGGAGGGGGGAAAUGGUCAAAUGUGGUCCUGCCCAGUGGGUUCCUGCUCCGGGCCUCCCUCGGUGCUCUGAGAUCUCUGGUGGGGUUUACUCCCGGUAUAAAACAUUUCGGAUUUACAUUUUCCUUUAACACUUCCUCUUCGAGCCGGGUAGUAUGUUACACAUUUAAUUGCUCUUCCUUUGAAUUUUCCAGUCCGCGUUUGGUACCCUUGCAACAUCAGUAUCUUGUUAUCUUGUUGUUGCUUCUAAUUGCUAACACAUGCCAGUUUUCCAGCGCCGCAAACUCUGGCACUGGGCUUGCUGGGGACGGAGGGGGAGUUUGCAGCGAAGAUUUACGUGCACGGGGAAACCUUCGGAGAAUUAAUCCGCCGCUUUCCCCCAGAGCUCGCCCCGGUUUCCGAACGCCGGGCCGGGGCUGCUGUGCCCCCGGUGCCGCACGGGCGGCUCUGGGCAGGGCGGCGGAGCUUCCUCUGCUCCUGGCCGUUCCUGCCGGCCAUAAACAAAUGCCGUGUAUUUAACAAGUUAAUGUCAGGCGGGCGGCGAGGCGCUGGUAGGUGUGUGCCUGGUGACAUCAGCUGGCGAGCAGCCUGGCAGCAGCGCGGCGCAGGCAGGGAGCAGGCAGCGAGCCGAGGGUGUGUGCCUCUAAGCUGGGUAUUCUGGCAAGGUGGAGAGCUGGUCUGUUUGGCAGGACCUUCCCAUCUGGGAUCCAUCUGUGUUUCCCUGGAAUCGGACAGGCGGCUCCAGGCAGUGAGAAAUCGCAGAUGUGCGGGACCUGACACAUGUCCAGCUAAUGAAAGGAGAAGGCAGGCUGGGCUCCGGCUGCGCUCGAAGAUCACGGGCGGAGGAGGAGGAGGAAGAGCGCUUUUCUUUCUAUUUGAAAGAAACGAGGUGUAUUGCACCGCAGCUGGAUCCUUGCAACCUCGCUGGCUAGGUUGCUGGUGAGAAGAGGGUGCCAGUGAUGCCCGGGUCGCCCGUGGAAGUGAAGAUACAGUCCAGGUCCUCUCCUCCCAACAUGCCGCCGCUGCCCCCCGUCAACGCCGGCGGCCCCCGGCCCGUGUCCUUCACUCCGACUGCACUGCCCAACGGAAUAAACCAUUCCCCCCCGACACUGAACGGGGCCCCGUCCCCACCCCAGAGGUUCAGCAACGGCCCUUCCUCAUCCUCCUCCUCCUCACUGACCAACCAGCAGCUCCCAGCCACUUGUGGAGCCCGGCAGCUGAGCAAGCUGAAGCGUUUCCUCACCACCCUGCAGCAGUUUGGGAAUGACAUCUCACCGGAGAUCGGGGAGAAGGUCCGGACCCUCGUUCUGGCACUCGUGAACUCAACGGUGACAAUCGAGGAAUUUCACUGCAAGCUGCAAGAGGCGACCAACUUCCCCCUGCGGCCGUUUGUGAUCCCCUUCCUGAAGGCCAACCUCCCUCUGCUGCAGCGGGAGCUGCUGCACUGUGCCCGCGCUGCCAAGCAAACGCCCUCGCAGUACCUGGCACAGCACGAGCACAUCCUGCUCAACACCAACACCACGUCUCCCGCUGACUCCUCCGAGCUGCUCAUCGAGGUCAACGGCAAUGGCAAGAGGCACAGUCCAGACAGGAGGGAAGACAGCAGCUUUGAGAGGGAGCCGCUGCCAACAGAGCCUCCGGCCAAGAGGGUUUGCACCAUCAGCCCCGCGCCCCGGCACAGCCCUGCCCUCACCAUCCCCCUGAUGAACCCCAGCGGGCAGUUCCACCCCACCCCACCACCCCUGCAGCACUACACCUUGGAAGACAUUGCCACCUCCCACCUCUACAGGGACCCCAGCAAGAUGCUGGAGCACAGAGAGAUCCGGGACAGGCACGGUGGGCUUGGGUUGAAUGGAGGCUACCAGGACGAGCUGGUGGAUCACCGCCUGACAGAGAGGGAGUGGGCGGACGAGUGGAAGCAUCUCGAUCACGCCCUGAACUGCAUCAUGGAGAUGGUGGAGAAGACGCGGCGCUCCAUGGCGGUGCUGCGGCGCUGCCAGGAGGCCGACAGGGAGGAGCUCAACUACUGGAAGCGGCGCUGCUCCGAGACGGCCGAGCCGCGCAAGGCGGGCGCCGAGCUGCUCAGCCGCCAGCACAGCCCCGCCAGUGCAGACUCUGCCGGCAGCGCAGAUUCCCUGCGGGAGUUCAGCAGCAGGUCGGGGACGGGCUACGUCACGGAGGAGAUUUGGAAAAAAGCCGAAGAAGCUGUGAACGAGGUGAAGCGGCAGGCCAUGUCGGAGGUGCAGAAGGCGGUGGCCGAGGCGGAGCAGAAGGCGUUUGAGAUGAUCGCGUCGGAGCGGGCGCGCAUGGAGCAGACCAUCGCCGACGCCAAGCGCCAGGCCACCGAGGACGCCUUCCUCGUCAUCAACGAGCAGGAGGAGUCCACCGAGAGCUGCUGGAACUGCGGCCGCAAGGCCAGCGAGACGUGCAGCGGCUGCAACAUCGCCCGCUACUGCGGCUCCUUCUGCCAGCACAAGGACUGGGAGAGGCACCACCGCAUCUGCGGGCAAGGCCUGCACGGCCAGAGCAAGCCCCUGGCCCUGCCCACGGGCCGGGUGGCAGCAGCAGCCAAGAGCCUCGAUGGCAUCCCCAGCCCAGCCCUGGAGAAGACCUCGGCCACCACCUCGCGCUCCUCCACGCCGGCGUCCGUGACGGCCAUAGACACGAACGGACUCUAGGAGAGAGGUUUGGCCUGGCUCCGCUGGAUGAGUUCCCCGGGGUUUUUUAAGCUGAAAAACCCCCUGCAGCAACUGUUAUCACUUGACACGUUUGACACAUCGGCGCGCCCGCACUCCGGCUUUGCCCUCUCAUCCUGCCUUUUCCUUUGUGGCUCGUGGACUGGGGCGAGCCUCGCCUGCAGCAUCUCCCUGCUCCUCUCAGGGGGACACCAGAGCAGCGUCAGGACUUGGGGGACCUGGACUGGGGGGAGAGCGCUGGCACACGCCGGAGAUGCUGAGAGUGUGGUGCCCAAGCAAGGAGCCCUGUCCUUGUGGCAUGCUCAGGCUCGCUUCCCAAGGUGUCAGAGCCACCACUGCCUCCUUCUGCCACCUUUGCUCCGUAAUAUCCUUGUUUUGUCCCUGCUCCCAGGCAGCUGUGCCUCAGGUGGCUGUGUGGGCCGGUUGUUGCUGUGAACAGACCAGAGCCAAUUUCCCAGCGGGAGCAUCUCAGCCUCUGUGCGAUGGCAAAAGCUGAGCCCACUUCUCCUGCCUCCAGGCUGGCAGCUGAGGGUUGUAGAGAGGGAGGAGGGGAUUCGUCUGCUCUAAAACAAGAGGCAGUGGCAGGGAGGUACUGCUGGAUGGCCUGGAUUUCAUCCCAGUCUGUGGUGAGACAGACAGUUGGGUGUUUCCUGGGUGGGGCCUGUGCUGGGGGAACACGUGCACAGCAGAUCUGGGCUGGGUGCAGGUGCCCUUUCCACCUGGGUGCCGUUGUUUUGUUUUUGCACUGCCUGGAAGCUGCUGGUUUGUGAGUUCCUGCUGUUGUUUUUGAGCCCAGGGGUCCUCGCUGGUGCGAGGGGUUGUUUACAGCCUGUGCUCUCCACUCACACUGGUGAAAGAAAGGCAGGACUGGGUGUCCUGUGUGGAUUUUUAUCCCCUGCUCCAGGGGAUUCCUGCAGUGCUGCAUCCAGAGAUGCCCAGGGAUGUGCAUCCACCUUCAGAGAUUGUCCCAAAACCCCAGGCUCAGAGGAUCCCAAAGCCAGAGGAUCACAAGGUCCCUGGGGAAGGGGGCCAGCCUGGGGAGCUCUGUCCAUCAUAGAGUCCCUGCUGUGGGGUGGAAAAAGGGACUGGGGGGACCCAGGGCAGUGCAGGCUGUGACAGCACAGCCCUGCAGCAGGGCUGGCCAGGAGUGUCACACAGGGUGGCAGUGGCACAGGGUGUGGCAGGGAGGGGACGUGCCCUCCAGGAGCUGCUCCCAACUCCCACGGGGGCUCUGGAAAUCCUUCUCUUCAGCAGAGCCAUGUUUGGGACUGUGUGUGUGCCACUGGGCUGCAGCCCAAUGAGGUGAGUAACUCCCAAAUUCUUUUUGAUCACUUCUUCAAUUGGAGGCCAAUAAUGGAGCUGUAAGGAGUUGUCACAGGGGUGAGCAGGGAACCUGCUGCUCCAGCCCUGGCCCCUUGGAAAGCUCCUUGGGAAGCUGUUCUUGUGGGAUGGAGCUGGUGAUUCCCUGUCUGCAAGGUUUUGUUCCAAAGCCACAAGGUCUCCUGGUGAAUCCCACGGCUCCAGUGGCCCUGGGGAUGUCUCCCCUGUGUCCCCAUGAGUUGGUGCUGGAGCUCAGCACCUGCGCUGGCAUUGAGGCAGCUCCCAGUGGGGAUGGCAUGGAGCCACCCUGACCUGCAGCAGCCCCUCCUAGGGCUGUCAGGAAGGGAUUUCCUGCCCUAAGGGACACUUGGAACAGCCUCAGGUGAAUCCCACGUGGUUGUGGUGUCCCCUCCUCACCUGCAGCCCAGCCCCACGCUGUGGUGUGUGGUGGCAGUGCCAGGCUGGGGUGGGAAGGGGGAGCAGGGCAGGGCUGGAAGGAACUGCUUGUAAAUAGAUUGUCUUCCAUAACUCUCAUGCAACAUUGAUGGCUGUGUAUUAAAAUUAACCCCAGUGUAAAUGAAUGAAAUACUAACAGUCAUGAUUAGAAUGAUUGCUUCUUCUCUUUUUGGUUGUUUUUUUAAAAGAUGGAAUGAUAAAUGUGAACUUGGGGUGUGGGAAGACAUUGGGUUAAGGUUUCUAUUUUUUUUUUUUUUUGACAUUUAAUUCUGUAAUAGAAAUUUGUUACUUCAUUCCUGUGCAUAACUUAUUUAAUGUCCUGUAUAAAGGAACCCAAACUGUUACAGAUGUAUUUAGUUUGUUCUACUCAAAAGUAGUCAAUAAAAAGAUUAUAUUCA